Molecule: messenger RNA, 147 nt
Organism: Vairimorpha ceranae
Lineage: Eukaryota; Fungi; Microsporidia; Nosematidae
Exons: 1
Coding region: 1-147 (48 amino acids)
Source: RefSeq, a predicted model, not a curated record
AUGAAUUUCAAAAUUAACAUUAAAACACUUUUUAAUAUUGUUUGCGUAUUAUUCCUAUUGUUGUGCACAGUACCACCAAUAAAAGUAAAAAUUGGUGCAACUAUCUCCUUUUUCGUUCAUCCUGCGAUAUUACUGGUUUUAGAAUGA